Phalacrocorax carbo (great cormorant) is the source of this 2407-nucleotide messenger RNA. The record is from RefSeq and is a predicted model, not a curated record. NCBI's taxonomy places the organism in Eukaryota, Metazoa, Chordata, Aves, Suliformes, Phalacrocoracidae.
GGCCCCGGCCCGCGCGACUGGCGGCGCGCUGGGCCGGCCGGCGAGGUCACUUCCGGCGCUCCGUGACCGCUGUUUCCGGUGGGGCCCAGCCGGCGGCUGGUGGCGGCGGAAUGGGGCGCAGCGGGAGCGGAGAGGCUGCUCCCGCCACCCCCACCUAGGCCUGCACCCUCGUCCCCUGGCUCCUCCACCAUGGUGUCCGUCACAAUGGCAACAUCAGAAUGGAUUCAGUUUUUCAAGGAAGCUGGGAUCCCUCCAGGCCCCGCUGUCAACUAUGCUGUCAUGUUUGUGGAUAACAGGAUCCAGAAGAACAUGUUGAUGGAUCUGAACAAGGAGAUCAUGAAUGAGCUGGGCAUCACAGUGGUGGGAGACAUCAUCGCCAUCCUCAAACAUGCCAAAAUCGUGUACAGGCAGGAGAUGUGCAAGGCAGCCACUGAAUCACUCUGCCCUGGUUCCCCCAACGUUCAAGCUGAGCUGCGCCGCAAUGCCAACAGUGCUGCCAGCCGGAUGAUCGCCAACAGUUUGAGCAGAGACUCUCCUCCCACCAGCCCCCUCCGACAGAGGCCCCACGCCUCCAAAAUCUCCGUCACUGUCUCCAACAAACUGGCCACCACGAAGGCAGGAUUAUGUGACACGGCAGAUGAAAAUCCAACAAUCCCAGUAAAACGCCGCCGGGUAACGGCAGAAAUGGAAGGGAAAUACAUCAUCAACAUGCCGAAGGGCACCACGCCGAGGACAAAGAAAAUCCUGGAGCAGCAAGCGGCCAAAGGUCUGCAGAGGACAUCCGUCUUUGACCGACUGGGAGCUGAGACAAAAGCAGACAUGACCACAGGAGGGAAGCCCACGGGGGUCUUCAGCAGACUGGGUGAAACCUUGGGGACCGAUGGGGACAAAGCCACCGAGAGCGAUGACGACUGCUCUGUCCUCCAGUACGCCGGGGUCCUAAAAAAACUCACCAAACCUCCCCGUAAGGAAAGCAGCGAGCCGGGAGGGACCAUCAAGGCAAAAGCCACCAGUUCAGAAGCCAAACCGGUCACCGUCACUGCCGCCAUCCAACGGCUCAGUCACAGGAACGCCACUGGUAUCCAUACGGGAGUGAAACCGCAGCUGCAAGCAGCAUCCAAAAUCGGUGUCAUCAGCAUCGCUGCGGUGCCGGUCGAAGCCCAGGAUGGCAGCGUGACCAGCACGAAGGAUAAAAGCGAACCUGGAUUUCGGGUGACGAUCAAAAGGACCUGGGGGUGCGGGAAGGUGAGCAGCACCAGUGAGAACACUGGCGCCCAGAUGGACAGCGCCGGCACUGUUAGUGUCUUUAAACGGCUGGGGAAGAAACCAGAUUGAUCCCGCGCCGAACGGGAUGUCCCAAUGGUUUUUUCGCUUGUCCUGUCCCCUCCCGAUGGUCGCCGGCUGUCCUCCGUCCCACUUAUUCACCCUCAAGAACCGGGAGAGUCUCACCCUGCCUUCCUCCUCGCUAAUCCUAUGGGGAGACACUUAAUCUCAUGGUGAAAGGUUUAACCCCACAGGGAAACACUAAUCCCAUGGGAAAACAGCGGAAGGAAGAGGGGAAAAGCCCUUCCUGCCAGAUUUCCUGCCUGCCGGGCAUCCCUACCUGCUCCUGCCCACAGAACCGUGGUGCGAGGUGCAAGGCCAAAUCGUUGCUCUCCAAUUCCUAUCAGCAUCAAAACCUCUUUAUUCCCCACCCACCCUCCUCUGCAGGUUCUUUCCUGUACUCAGGAAUUCAGACCUGGAGAAUUCCAUACAGAGGGUUUUUUUUUCCUCUGUUUUUCCUGUUUUUUUUUUUUCCUCUGCAGGUGUUUUUCCUCUAUUUAAGAAUUUGCACCAAAACAACUCUAAAUAAUCAUUACGGAGGGGCGGCUUGCUCUGGGGUUUCUUCAUUUUUAAGGAUUUCGGAAUCAGCCUACAAAAAAACCACAAAACCCCAAAAGCUUCAAAAACAAAAAACCUCGGGACUCAAAAAAAUCCCAAAAUUGCCUUAAUUUAAGCAACACCUUCAAUCUGCCACUCGCAGUUUUAGACUUGCGCUGGUCCCGCCAUGAAACCUAAAAUGGCCACUGUGGGUUUUUACAGAAAUUAUUUAUUUCCCCCAGAUUUCUUUGAUGACUGGGGGCACUGGGUCACCCCAUGCCUGUCUGGUGUUGCUGCAAACCCUGAAAAGACAGUUUUUCUCCCCAAAAUAAAGGCAGCAGGGGCGGAGGCAACUGUGUGGCAAGUCAGGGCUGUGAGUCUUCAAUAGGAAAACCCAUUAAUUUCUUUUGCCCUGUUUUGGGAGGUUUUCUUUGCGCUUUGGGCGUUGUUUGGUGUGUGAAAAUGAGUGGGUUUUUCCCAAUUUUUGGCUUUCUAUGUCACCCGCCAGCCCGCGGGGGAGCUUUUUGCAAUAAAGCGUGGAAAUAGC